This is a messenger RNA of Cornus florida, 2150 nucleotides long. Its product is annotated as B3 domain-containing protein REM16-like. Bases 1 to 1782 code for a protein of 593 amino acids. NCBI's taxonomy places the organism in Eukaryota, Viridiplantae, Streptophyta, Magnoliopsida, Cornales, Cornaceae. The transcript has 7 exons. Gene Ontology annotation, molecular function: DNA binding. The record is from RefSeq and is a predicted model, not a curated record.
AUGAAAUUUGGCCAUUCCGCGCAACGUGUCAACGAGAAUACGUGGAAGACCAAAUUUAAUACCAGAAAACAUGGCGGUGUACUAGCUGGUGGUUGGAAGAAUUUUGCGCUUCGAAAUGGCUUAGAAGAAUUUGAUGCGUGUCUGUUUGAGCUUGAUAAGGGGACAAAUGACAACGUUGUCUUGGAAGUUAGAAUCUUUCGAGUUGUUGAAGACAUAACUCCACCAACAAUAUUGAACUCUGUUAGAAUUGAGGAAAUUUAUGCAAUUAAUGAUAAUGAAGACAUGGAGCCAUUAAAUCCCGUUGAUGAUGCUAAUGAGGAAGAUGGUGAUGAUGAAGAGUUCAAUGAUGACUUUAUGGAUAUAAUCUUACGAUUCACGAUCCGAUUCUACGAUUCCGAUUCUACGAAACCCAAAACGAUUUUGCGUAGAAUCCCGAUUUUAACAACCUUGAUGGGAGAAGAGGGUACGGAAUGCAGAAGCUGGGAAGAAAACAUCUAUUGGACCCACUUUCAAUGUGUGCAGUUCUUUCAAAUUCUCUCUGGGCAUUUCCAUCACCAACUAGCUGUCCCCAAAAAAGUUUCCAACAAUUUGAAACUGAAACGACCGGAAACCAUCGAUCUUAAAGGUCCAAGUGGUACAACGUGGAAUGUAGGACUAACACUAGAUGGGGAUACUUUGCUCUUCAAACAUGGUUGGCAAAAAUUUGUAGAAGAUCAUUCUCUAGAAGAAGGUGACAUCUUGAUCUUUAAAUACUAUGGGGGAGGACAUUUUGAUGUUUUAAUGUUUGACCGACGAAGCUUUUGUGAGAAGGAGGCUUCAUAUUUUGUCAGAAACUGUGGACGUGAAGUUCGCGAGCAGUGCCAGAGAAAGAAAAACAUAACCAACAACUCUGUUGAAGUUGCCCUAGAUUCUUCACAUGAUGAUAAUGAUGAUGAUGUUGAUGAUGAUGAUGACGACGACGUUGGAGGCAAUUCAUCAAAGAAGAAACGUAAGGUGGAUGAUUUUUUAGUCCCAACUUCAUCAAGAUGGCAUUCCCGAGGUAAAGGAACUAGUCGGGCUCAGAAGGGUGCUACUCAUAUUAAAUUGCUUCAACGCAAGAAGACCUUGAGAAACAGAGAACGUUCUACUUGUGCAGAGGGAGAAAAAGUUAAUUAUGGUGAGUUUCUUCAAAUUUUGAUUUCCAAAGAAUAUGCUACUCAAAGGCCCAUCAGUAGAAAUUUAGCCCGUUCUGUGAAACUUGUAUCCAAUAGAAGACCUAUAACUGAAGAGGAGAAAGAGAAGGCUCUGAAAAUGGCAGCGUUUGCAGCCUCAACCAAAGACAGUUUCGUACUGGUUAUGCGACCUUCACAUGUAUACAAGUCGUUUGUAAUGUUUUUUUUUCUCGAAUUUGAGUGGGCUUUUGUAAAUCUUGACUCUGUAUUUGUGAUGGCUCUGCAGACAGUCCCUACUGCAUGGGCUACCAGGCAUCUCCGGCCUGAAAACCAAGAUGUGACUUUACGUGUCAAAGAGAAUACAUGGCAGACCAGAUUUUAUUUCAGGAAAUAUGGUGGUGUACUAGGUAGUGGUUGGAAGGAUUUUGCUAUUGAGAACAGCUUAGAGGAAUUUGAUGUGUGUCUGUUUGAUCUUGCAAGUGAGAAAAACGAAGCCGUUGUCUUGGAUGUUAGUAUCUUCCGAGUUGUUGAAGACAUACAUCUGCCAACGAUAUUGACGUCUCCCUCCUCAAGGCACAGAAGGCCGUCAAAGUAUGCUAGGGGAAAAUUGAUCAAGGGCACAGGUGCAUGAGUAUGUUGGUAAUUUGCUCUAUGUUUUGCUCCUAAACUUGGUUAUGAAAUAUUGGACUUGUUGGAAAGUUUCUAAUCUACAUUUUGACAGUGUUGCAUGUUUUAAAGUAGUCUGUUAGAUAUAGCUCAUGUUAAUGAUAAUUAUAUUAUGUUUUGUUAAAUGUCAUCACCAUCGUGAGGAGGAUUCGGUGUCUUAAUUUCUCUGCUCGCCCGGGAAUGCAUUUUUCUGACUCUGGCUGGAUUUAAUUAAUUUGUUGCUGAGCUAAACGGCAGUUUGUUAUGUGGGAAUUGAUUUUAUUUCAACAGACAGCAGCAUAAACAUGUAUGGUCAUCAUUAGCAUAUUGAAAUUAGUUAAUUAUUGCUUUCAA